Molecule: messenger RNA, 4526 nt
Organism: Bactrocera neohumeralis
Lineage: Eukaryota; Metazoa; Arthropoda; Insecta; Diptera; Tephritidae
Product: tau-tubulin kinase homolog Asator-like
Exons: 10
Coding region: 532-2880 (782 amino acids)
Biological process (GO): peptidyl-serine phosphorylation; signal transduction
Cellular component (GO): nucleus; cytoplasm
Molecular function (GO): ATP binding; protein serine/threonine kinase activity
Source: RefSeq, a predicted model, not a curated record
UGUACUAUCGAUAGAUUAGAAAUUUUCCGAAUAUUUAAUUUCCGGAAGUGUUCAAUAAUUCGAUAUUAAAAUAUUUUGGUUUGCGGGAGUGAUGUAUAAUUUGAUUUCGACAUCCAUAUAAAACGAGGAUUUUUUAACAAAGUUGGUGUUAAAUGUCGGUGGGCGAUAUCUCCAUUCACAGGGGUCCAGAUAAAACUAUGUGGAAAAUGCCCUGUCACAAAGUAUAUACAUAGUUAUAAAGAAUAGCAGAUAUACGAGAUGAGGUUACUAUAUUGGAACCAGAAAGGUAUCAAAGCAGACACUUACACAAGCAAGCCAUAACAGCUUCAGGUACCGCCAAUACCAAAGGGUACCAACAGAUGAGAGCAGCUGUUCCAGAAAAAUAAUAUUUUCAGAUUAUUAAAACUUUCAGCUUCUAAACUUGUGAAAUAUAUAUGUGAUGCGGAAAUUAAGGAAAAGGUCAUACAAGUAAAACCAACAACAUUAUCCAACGAUAAUUACCAAUUACCUGUUGAAGUAAUAGAUAUUAAAAUGACUUCGGAAGACCUUUUGCAACCAGGUCACGUGGUCAAAGAACGAUGGAAAGUUGUGCGAAAAAUAGGUGGUGGGGGGUUUGGAGAAAUUUAUGAAGGGCAAGACUUGAUAACACGCGAACAAGUUGCGCUAAAAGUGGAAUCAGCACGUCAGCCAAAACAAGUUCUAAAAAUGGAGGUAGCCGUUCUAAAGAAAUUGCAAGGCAAAGAGCAUGUUUGCCGCUUUAUAGGUUGUGGACGAAAUGACCGUUUUAAUUAUGUUGUUAUGCAACUGCAAGGAAAAAACCUUGCUGAACUACGUCGAGCACAACCUCGUGGAGCAUUUUCGUUGAGUACUACCUUGCGACUUGGACUGCAGAUAUUAAAAGCUAUAGAAUCCAUACAUUCAGUAGGAUUUUUACACCGUGAUAUUAAACCUAGCAACUUUUCUAUUGGACGUUUACCCUACAAUUGCCGUCGGGUAUAUAUGUUGGAUUUUGGGCUUGCUCGUCAGUAUACCACAGGUACAGGAGAGGUCCGUUGUCCCCGUGCUGCGGCUGGAUUUCGGGGCACUGUACGAUAUGCAUCUAUAAAUGCGCAUCGAAAUCGUGAAAUGGGACGUCAUGAUGAUUUGUGGUCCUUAUUUUACAUGUUAGUUGAGUUCGUGAACGGCCAAUUACCGUGGCGUAAGAUUAAAGAUAAGGAGCAAGUAGGCUUUACGAAAGAGAAGUAUGAUCACCGCAUUUUACUAAAGCACUUGCCUUCCGAUUUAAAACAAUUUUUGGAACAUAUACAAUCGCUCGCUUACGCCGAUCGCCCCGAUUAUGCGAUGUUGAUCGGGUUAUUCGAGCGCUGUAUGAAACGUCGAGGAGUAAAAGAUUCUGAUCCCUAUGAUUGGGAAAAGAUAGAUACUGUUAAUGCAACUACUAGUCAAACAACAAAUACUGUUCAAAUACUGGGUAAAAACGAAUAUGCACAUGGAAAUACUACGCAGAUGACAGUUGCUGCGUCAAAUGUUAGCGGGACAGAAUAUCCACGUCACCGUAAUGAUAUGGACACAGCAUUACUUGCUUCAACAGACCCCAUAAAUGGAAAGGAAAAAGUUGACAAAAAUUGCAACGCACCCUUACCACAGAUCGACGGUCUUUUGUUGAAUAUGAGCUCCUGCAAUCAGAACACUUUUCAGAAGACAAAUCCAGGGCAAACAGCAAAUUUAACAGGUUCUGCAAAUGCCCAUUGCGUUAAAACAGUUGACCAAACUCAUGAUCAGAAAACACAACCAAAGUUACCAUCUCAACCACACUUGAAUGCACCCCAAAUAACUUUAUUUUUGCCGUCAGCAGCACCAAAUUUGUCUAAUUCCACUGGUGUAAUAAAACCAUCUACAGUUACGGGCUCCAAUCGUUCAGAUUGUGCUGGUUCGGUUACAGGCUCCACACCUCCAUUGAACAGUCACAAACACCAUCCAAAGCAGCAAUUUAUUCACGGACAUUCACACGUUCAAGCUAGAUCAAAUUCACCUUCCGCGCAAACUGUACGCAAAAAUUAUUCAUCUCCUAUACAGGUUCAAAUUGGUGGCUGUGAUAAGGAAGUAGGACCGAAUUCUACCUCUUUGCAAUCCCAUUUACAGAAUGAUGACAUACUCAUUGGUGAUAGUAGUAUAGCAGAGGAUCAACUUAAUUACCAAAAUGUCGUGGAAGGUCAAAGUGGGUUUAGAUGUGAUGGCUCGCCAAAAAAAAUGCAAAGAUCUGACGGCACUAAUGACGAACCUAAUUUUAAUCAGAAUUUGAAUGCAACUGAACCACUUAUAAAAGGAACAUCGAGUGUGUAUGAUCCAGCAAUGAGCAGCGGAUGUUUCAUAUUAAAUGAAAGUGCGUCUUCUCACGCUCACGAUGCAACCCCAUUUUCUUUUGAUGUCGCUCUGGGUCCUUCAAAAGCAGUUGUCCUUCAAAAUAACAUUAGCAGUCAACGAACUUCUCAAAUAGGACCGACCGGAGGAAUACAACAACAUAUUUAUGUUGGGCCAGCCACAAAAUGUCGUUCAUCAACAGCUUCCAGUUUGCGGCCAGCAUUUAAUUCUAGUGGAGCAGUACACCGUUUCGGUAAUAUUGGAUUAACACGCAGUAGUAAUGGACCCGGCGUAGCUGGAGAUCAUUCCAUGACUCAGUACGCUUUGAUAGAUGACGAAAACGUGUCGGCGUUGCAACAAGUAACUAAAGGUGGCGGAGCUCUCACUUUGGCAUCUCAGUGGAAAAGUCAGUUUGAUGAUUCGGAGGAUACGACAGAUAACGAAUGGAAACAAGAACCUCAGUUUCGCACAAUUGUUAUAUAUGUACAUAAGUAUGUAUGUAAUACGUACGUAUACUAAAUAAGUGCAAAUAUAUAAACAUUUAAAUAUGUAAGUACAAGUAUGUAUGCAAAUAUUUUGUAAAUUACAUCUACAUACGUUUGCUCAAAAAGAACGCGAAAAUAAAUCUGGAAUAAGUAAUAGAUGUAUAAAUGAGCAUACGUUAAGUUUAAUUUUCCUAUGGGUAUCCUUCAUGUAUGUAUAUACGUUGAUUUUUUUUUAUUUGUAAGUUUGUAUACAUAUAUUUAGAGAGAAUCCCUGCCAACCACGGCUACCCACUUGUGUCAAAUAUUUCAAUACAACUACACAUUUUUAUACUCUCGCAACAAUGUUGCUAACGAGAGUAUUAUAGUUUUGUUCACAUAACGGUUGUUUGUAAGUCCUAAAACUAAAAGAGUCAGAUAUAGGGUUAUAUAUACCAAAGUGAUCAGGGCGACGAGUAGAGUCGAAAUGCGGAUGUCUGUCUGUCCGUCCGUCCGUCUGUCCGUCCGCCCGUGCAAGCUGUAACUUGAGUAAAAAUUGAGAUAUCAUGAUGAAACUUGGUACACGUAUUCCUUGGCUCCAUAAGAAGGUUAAGUUCGAAUAUGGGCAAAAUCAGCCCACUGCCACGCCCACAAAAUGGCGGAAACCGAAAACCUAUAAAGUGUCAUAACUAAGCCAUAAAUAAAGAUAUUAAAGUGAAAUUUGGCACAAAGGAUCGCAUUAGGAAGGAGCAUAUUUGGAAGUAAUCUUUUUGGAAAAGUGGGCGUGGCCCCGCCCCUACUAAGUUUUUUUUACAUAUCUCAGAAACUACUAUAGCUAUGUCAACCAAACUCUAUAAAGUCGUUUCCUUCAGGCAUUUCUAUAUACAGUUUAAAAAUGGAAUAAAUCGGAUAAUAACCACGCCCACCUCCCAUACAAAGGUUAUGUUGAAAAUCACUAAAAGUGCGUUAACCGACUAACAAAAAACGUCAGAAACACUAAAUUUUACGGAAGAAAUGGCAGAAGGAAGCUGCACCCAGGCCUUUUUUUAAAAAUUGAAAAUGGGCGUGGCGCCGCCCACUUAUGGACCAAAAACCAUAUCUCGGUAACUACUAGACCGAUUUCAAUGAAAUUCGGUAUAUAAUAUUUUCUUAACACCCUGAUGACAUGUACGAAAUAUGGGUGAAAUCGGUUCACAACCACGCCUUCUUCCAAUAUAAAGCUAUUUUGAAUUCCAUCUGAUGCCUUCUCUGUAUAAUACGAGUAUAAACAUUAGGAACCAAUGAUGAUAGCGGAAUAAAACUUUACAAAAAUACGGUAUUUGAAAAAUAUGUAAAUGACGUAUUAUGAAAUCUCGAUUAUCACUUUACCAUGCGAGAGUAUAAAAUGUUCGGUGACACCCGAACUUAGCCCUUCCUUACUUGUUUCUCUAUGCACUAGCACCAACGCACAUUUUGGGGUUAUUUUUUGUUUACCUAAAUGCGAUGAAAAAAAGUUUCUUUCAUUUCUUGAUUUAUUUGAAUGAGUGCGAAGGAGAAAACAUAACUGUCAACAGUGCCAAAAGAAAAUCCUAAAAAUGGUAAUAAACAAACGAUUGAAACACGCAUGUCAUUCGUGAUCGUACCAUCGUAAAGGAGGCUCGUACAACAAGAAGGUAAGUGAAUGAUUUUUAUGUGAUUUUGUUUUUAAUAAUUUGCAAAUAAUUA